CAAAAGUAUAAAAUAAGGUUUACACGAGGGUAACCUUUCACUAAAAUAGUAUUUGGAGUGGGUUAUAGGAAAUAGUAUAAAGUAGUCGAAUAAAAAAGUUCAAUGAAAAUCAAAUAAAGGGAGAAAAAUAGAAAAAGACAAGAAAUAAAAAAACAUCGGAGAGGGAUUCUUCCUUGUGUUCUUCGUCUCCACCAUUUUAUCUUCUUACAAGCUUCCCCAGAGACAACUUACCCGUGAUUCCCCAGACGCGCCGGUUUGCAUUUCAUCCUCUGGAUUCUUAGUGUUUUCAAAGUACAGCAAUGAGUAAAGUCAACAGCGAGGAGCCUUCUAGUAGCCGUAAAUUAUUGAAGGAGGUGGAGACAUUAAGUGAAUCUCUCUAUGUGAACAAGAACCCCAGGAGAUCAGUGGUUGGUCCUAACAACAGUUCAACCAAACCCUCGGGUCGUACAAACUUGGCUGAGCCUCAGAAAGAAAAGAAAUCCAUUUGGAACUGGCCUCUCAGAGCCCUCUCUCACGUCCGUAACCGCCGGUUUAAUUGUUGUUUCUCUGCUCAAAUCCAUUCAAUAGACGGGUUACCCUCAACAUUCCAGGAUCUUUACCUCACUGUUCACUGGAAACGCCGUGAUGAAUCAUUAAGCACUCGUCCUGCAAAAGUUUUGAACGGAAAAGCUGAGUUUAAGGACAAGCUGACACAUACGUGCUCAGUUUACGGAAGCCGAAGUGGACAGCAUCACUCAGCUAAAUAUGAAGCUAAGCAUUUCUUGUUGUAUGCGGCUCUGGUUGGGUCUCCUGAUGUUGAUUUGGGUAAACAUAGGAUGGAUCUUACUACUUUGCUUCCUCUAACACUUGAGGAGUUGCAAGAUGAGAAGAGCUCGGGUAAGUGGUCAACAACGUUUCAGUUGACUGGAAAGGCUAGUGGUGCUACUCUGAGCAUUAGUUUUGGGUACACUGUUGUUGGGGAUACUCGCAGUGCUUCAAAUGCAAAGCAAGCUAGCAGUAACACAGCGUUGACAAAAGCUAGUAGUGUAAAGUCAAGUUUAGGUAAUGGCAAGUCGGUAUCUAAGCGUUAUGAUCAUGGCAUUGUUAACAAAGACUCUCGUCCUCUGUCGAAGAAUGUGGUGGAAGUCAAAGAUCUUCAUGAAGUUCUUCCCGUUGUACAGUCUGACCUAGUCAGUUCUGUAAACGCUCUGUAUAAAAAAUUUGAUGAGGAGAAGGUGGAUGCAGCAGCUGAGUCCCAGUUUGAAUCUGAGGUUGUCAUUAAAAACAUUGAACCUGAUGAGUCAAUUUCUUAUGAAAACGAAGAUGCAAAUGCACAUCAAGUUGAGGAGCGUGUGGCAAACAUGAAUGAAAGCGAGGUUCUUUUAGAGGAUGUAAAGAAAGUUGACGAAGUUCUUACUACUGAAAGUGAGAAAGUUGAUGCUGAAAAUUUGUCUCCAGAAGAGUCUUUGGUGAACAGGAAUGGAAGUGAUCUUCCUUUAGAAGAUGUAAAGGAAGCUAACAAAGUUCUUACUACCGGAAGUGAGGAAGUUAGUACUGAAAAUUUGCCUCCAGAAGAACCUUUGGUAAACAAGAAGGAAACUGAUGUCUCUUUUGAGGAACCGAAGAUAGCUGCAGAAGUUCCUAUUACUAGAAGUGAGGAAGUUGGUGUAGAAAAUUUACCUUCAGAAGAGGGGAGCAAUGUUUCUCCGAAGGAAGAUGAAGGUAUUGUUUCUGGUGAUGAUGAAGACAUAAUGAACUGUGGGAGAGACGUGAGAGAAAUGAUAAUGAAAGAUCUUGAAUUAGCUUUGGAAAGUGUAGAAAUGUUGGAAGCAACGGCGUCAGAAGACGAGGAAGAACAAGAAAACCAUGAAGCCUCCACACCAAAUAAGGAAGCAGCAUCAACAAGUUCGAUAGAUGUGGCUGAUUCUGUGGCAAACGAGUUCUUAGACAUGCUAGGUAUUGAACACAGCCCUUUUGGUUUAACUUCUGAGAGUGAACCUGAGUCUCCAAGGGAGCGUCUAUUGAGAGAGUUUGAAAUGGAAACUCUAGCGGCCAGUUCUUUGUUUGAUUUUAGUAUUGAAGCUGAUGAUGAUCCUCAAAUGGAAGGUGAUGAAAACUAUGAAUCAGAUUUUGAAGAAGGUUUUGAUCUGGCUUCCCUCGUUCAUGACAUAGAAGAAGAGUACCAAAUAGAAACUCAAGCAAGAGUCAGCAGCAACCCCAGGGCCAAAAUGUUGGAAGACUUGGAAACGGAGUCUCUGAUGCGUGAGUGGGGUAUGAAUGAAAACACAUUUCAGAACUCUCCGCCUCAUAAUGCGUUUCCUCCAGCUGAUUUCCCAGUAAAUGAGCCGUUUGAUUUGCCUCCUCUAGGAGAUGGUUUGGGUCCAGUUGUGCAGACAAAGAAUGGAGGGUUUGUACGUUCAAUGAAUCCCUUACUGUUCAGAAACUCUAAAGCAGGAGGUAGCUUGAUCAUGCAAGUGUCAAGUCCAGUGGUUGUGCCUGCUGAGAUGGGCUCUGGUAUCAUGGAGAUUCUUCAGAGACUAGCUAAUGCUGGAAUUGAGAAGCUCUCAAUGCAAGCUAAUAAAGUAAUGCCUUUGGAUGAUAUAACAGGGAAAACUAUGGAAGAAGUGUUGUGGGAUACUUCACCUGCAGUUGAUGGUGGCCAUAGGGAUCAUAUACCACAGCAUGAUACUGCAGCUAAGCCAAAAAAGUUUGGUUCAGGCUCUUGCAACAAUAACUUGAGCUCAGAGUAUGUAUCACUUGAAGAUCUUGCUCCUUUGGCUAUGGACCAGAUUGAAGCACUUUCUUUGGAAGGAUUGAGAAUACAGUCAGGAAUGUCAGACGAGGAUGCACCUUCGGACAUCACUGCAAAAUCUAUUGGAGAGAUGUCAGCCUUCCAGGGGCUGGAAGGAGCGGCUGGAUUACAACUUCUGAACAUAAAGGAAGACGGAGAUGGUGCUGAUGAUGAUGGAUUAAUGGGUCUCUCCUUGACUCUUGAUGAGUGGAUGAAGUUGGAUUCAGGUGACAUUGGCGACGAAGAGGAAAUAAAUGAGAAAACGUCAAAAAUAUUGGCUGCUCAUCAUGCAAACCCACUAAACUUUAUCCGUAAAGGAUCAAAAGGAGAGAAACGAAAAGGUAAAAAAGGAAGGAAGUGUGGUUUACUUGGGAAUAACUUCACAGUAGCACUAAUGGUGCAACUCAGAGAUCCCUUAAGAAACUAUGAACCUGUUGGAGCUCCUAUGCUUUCUCUUAUCCAAGUUGAGAGAUUGUUUGUCCCUCCAAAGCCUAUAAUCUACAGUACAGUUUCAGACCUGAGGAAAACCGAUGAAGAGGAAGAAGAAACCGAGGUCAAAGAGGAGAAAACCAUGUUGGAGGAACAAGGAAUCCCUCAGUACAAAAUCUCAGAGGUUCAUCUUACUGGUAUGAAGAGCGAGACAGAUAACAAGCCAUGGGGAAUCACGACACAGAAUCAGCAGGUGCAAUCUGGUUCAAGGUGGUUGAUGGCUAAUGGAAUGGGGAAAGGAAACACCAAGGUUCCUCUUAUGAAACCAAAGUCUGGUGAUAAGUUGUGGAGUGUGUCUGGUUCUGGUUCUAAAUGGAAAGAGCUUGGGAAAAUGGGAAAGUUGAGCGCACACAAACGAAACCCAAAUGUGAUUAUGCCGAAGUGA
Messenger RNA from Eruca vesicaria subsp. sativa (arugula), 3644 nucleotides. The record is from the annotation of a GenBank genome assembly. NCBI's taxonomy places the organism in Eukaryota, Viridiplantae, Streptophyta, Magnoliopsida, Brassicales, Brassicaceae.